Messenger RNA from Harmonia axyridis, 1752 nucleotides. RefSeq names its product cyclin-dependent kinase 1 (gene Cdk1). Gene Ontology annotation, cellular component: nucleus. Gene Ontology annotation, molecular function: ATP binding; cyclin-dependent protein serine/threonine kinase activity; RNA polymerase II CTD heptapeptide repeat kinase activity. Bases 307 to 1299 code for a protein of 330 amino acids. The record is from RefSeq and is a predicted model, not a curated record. Gene Ontology annotation, biological process: G2/M transition of mitotic cell cycle; protein phosphorylation; mitotic G2 DNA damage checkpoint signaling. The transcript is spliced from 6 exons. Lineage: Eukaryota; Metazoa; Arthropoda; Insecta; Coleoptera; Coccinellidae.
AAAAUUUCCUUAUCUCAAAUUCCAAAAACUACAUCAAUUUAGUGGUUCCUUAAUAAUUCAUUAAAAUAUAGGAAAUUUCAAACGAAAAAGGUUACUGCCCUUUUUCCUUGAAUCUAAACUUAAUUAUAGUUCUAUGGUGCUCCUCACGGUAUAUCCUGUGAAGCCCUCCCAAAUUCAAUUCAAACACAACAGAAGUUACUAAAGUUCGUUAUUUAAUUGUAGGUAGAAUUUGAUUUUUGUUUUGUGUUAAUAAUUAGCGGAAGAAAAUCAGGUAAAGAAAAAAAGGUACAUUAUUAAUAAUUACUUAUGGGUGACAUAAAUUGGCCGCACAUAGCCAAACAGAUGAAAAAGCCAAAUGAUAUUACUACGGGGUUCCGGACUAUGGCGAAUAUCGAUGAUUUUUUGAAAAUUGAAAAAAUAGGUGAAGGUACCUAUGGUGUUGUUUAUAAAGGAAAGAAUAAAAAAACAGGGCAGUUGGUUGCUUUGAAGAAAAUAAGGCUAGAGUCUGAAGAUGAAGGUGUUCCAGCCACAGCCCUUCGGGAAAUUGCUCUCUUGAAGGAAUUGAGGCACCCAAAUAUUGUAGGCUUAGAAGAUGUUCUGAUGGAGGAAUCAAGAAUCUACCUUAUAUUUGAAUAUCUCCUAAUGGAUCUCAAGAAAUACAUGGAUAAAAUAGAAAGUGGAAAGUUUAUGGACCCAAAACUGGUUAAAAGCUAUUUUUAUCAACUGAAUAGUGCUAUUUUAUUCUGCCAUCAGAGGAGAGUGUUACACAGGGAUUUGAAACCCCAAAAUUUAUUGAUAACUAGGGAUGGUACAAUAAAGGUAGGAGAUUUUGGUUUGGGUAGGACCUUUGGAGUGCCAGUACGUGUUUAUACUCAUGAAGUGGUGACCCUAUGGUAUAGGGCUCCUGAAGUUUUAUUAGGAACAACCACAUAUAGCUGUCCAAUUGAUAUUUGGUCCUUAGGUUGUAUAUUUGCAGAAAUGGCUACAAAAAGGCCAUUAUUCCAAGGGGAUUCAGAAAUUGAUCAGCUUUUUAGAAUAUUUAGAAUUUUGACCACACCAACUGAAGAAACUUGGCCAGGUGUAUCUACUCUUCCCGACUACAAAGCGACAUUCCCCAAAUGGAAGAAUUACAUCUUAACUAGGCAGGUCAAGAAUAUGGAUGAUGACGCUUUAGACCUGCUAGAGCAAAUGCUGGUCUACAACCCUUGUGAUCGGAUCUCAGCCAAAAGAAUCGCUCAACACCCUUAUUUGCGAAAUGUCGAUUCAACAGUUAAACCGAAUUUGCCGGAUAGGCUUUAGACUUUAUGCUGUGAAGAAGUAUUCAAUGCAUAUUGUUUUUAUGGUAUUGGACCACAAGUUGUUUGUCUUUAUUUGAAGUUGCUUUGAUGUUUUGACAUGAAGGAGUUUUGUGCUCUUAGUGAAAUAGAGAAACUUUCCAAUUAGUUUAUGUUUAUCUCUACGAAGAUGAGUUUCUAUCGGAUAUUUUUCAGUGUAUUUUUUUUAUUCGAGUAAAAUGUGCAUUCCUGAGUUUACUUGCAAUCUAAGAGCUUAUGUUACAUUCCAUCAAAUAAUUCAUGUCUCUAAUGCUUGGAUAUUUGAUUGUUUUUUUCACACUCCUAUUACAGGACAUAAAAGCCAUACUGUAUAUUUAUGAAACGAGCCAUAUUUACAAACAAAAAAUGUAUUUUUUUUCAGUGAUUAGGUUCUAAGUGAACAUGUACAUUUAAAGAAAAAUAUUUUCAUAAUAUUGUA